This is a messenger RNA of Parus major (Great Tit), 9342 nucleotides long. It is a transcript of the gene USP38, whose product is annotated as ubiquitin specific peptidase 38. The record is from RefSeq and is a predicted model, not a curated record. Gene Ontology annotation, biological process: protein deubiquitination; ubiquitin-dependent protein catabolic process. The transcript has 10 exons. Lineage: Eukaryota; Metazoa; Chordata; Aves; Passeriformes; Paridae. Gene Ontology annotation, cellular component: nucleus; cytosol. The coding region runs from base 43 to 3159 and encodes 1038 amino acids. Gene Ontology annotation, molecular function: cysteine-type deubiquitinase activity; cysteine-type endopeptidase activity.
CUGGCCCGCCGCCGCCGCCGCUCGGCCGAUGUGCCCGGAGCCAUGGACAAGAUCCUGGAGGGUCUGGUGAGCUCGUCGCACCCGCUGCCGCUGAAGCGGGUGAUCGUACGACGCGUGGUGGAGUCGGCGGAGACUCCGCUGAGCCAGGCGCAGUGCCGCGCCAUGUUCGCGCUCGGCACCCGGCUGGUGCUUCAGGGCCCCGACCCCUUCCAGCGGCAGGUAGGGCGGCAGGUGCUGGACGCCUACGGCCGCUUCCACCGCGCCGAGUUUGAGGCGUUCUUCAACCGCGGGCUCGUCCUCGGGCUCUUGCAGCGCGGCUACGGCGAGCUGAGCAACCGCGACCCCGCCAUCCUCGACUACAUCCAGGCGGGGCUGCGCCUCAUCAUGAGCUGCCCCUCGGUGCUGGAGCUCUUCGAGCUGCUGCAGGUGGAGGCGCUGCGCCUGGUGUGCGAGCGGCCGGCGCCGCCGCUCUGCGCCCGUCUGUGCCAGCUGCUGGGCGACUUCCCGCAAUGCCUGCCCCGCGGUAGGAAGCUCUCGCUCGCCUUCUGCCAGCAGCUGGUGCGCAGCAUCGCCCACUUCCAGAGCCAGGGCACCCGGGAGGCCGAGCUGCGCCUCUACGUCUCACAGGUGACCCAGGUCAGCGCGCUGCUCAGGAGCGUCUGGAAGGCCGAGCCCGAUACGCUACUGCCUUCCCUGCAGGAGCUCUUCGCCGUCAUCUCCGCCGCGGAUACUUCGUUCGAACCGUCUGUUGCACUGGCAAGUCUUGUGCAGCACAUACCAUUGCAGAUGAUUACAGUACUCAUCAGGAGCCUUACUACAGAUCCUAAUGUGAAAGAUGCAAGUAUGACUCAAGCUCUGUGCAGAAUGAUUGACUGGCUAUCCUGGCCUCUGGCUCAGCACGUGGAAACAUGGGUGAUUGCACUGCUGAAAGGAUUGGCUGCAGUCCAGAAAUUUACCAUCCUCAUUGAUGUCACUCUGCUUAAGAUUGAAUUGGUCUUUAAUCGACUUUGGUUUCCUCUAGUGAGGCCUGGUGCCCUUGCUGUCCUUUCCCACAUGUUACUUAGUUUCCAGCAUUCUCCAGAAGCUUUUCAUUUGAUUGUCCCACAUGUGGUCAGUUUAGUUCACUCCUUCAAAAGAGAUGGCUUGCCUUCCAGUACAGCCUUUUUGAUGCAGUUGACUGAGUUGAUACACUGUAUGAUGUAUCAUUAUUCAGGAUUUCCAGAGCUCUAUGAACCCAUUCUGGAAGCUAUUAAGGAUAUGCCCAAACCCACUGAAGAGAAGAUUAAGUUGAUCCUCAGUCAGAGCGCCUGGACUUCUCAGUCCAGUUCUUUGCCAUCUUGUUUAUCUAGACUUUCUGGAAAAUCUGAAACCGGGAAGACAGGCCUAAUAAAUCUAGGAAAUACUUGCUACAUGAACAGUGUUAUUCAGGCACUUUUUAUGGCUACAGAUUUCAGAAGACAUGUUUUAUCUCUGAAUCUAAAUGGCUGUAAUUCCCUAAUGAGAAAAUUACAGCAUCUUUUUGCAUUUUUGGCCCAUACCCAGAGGGAGGCAUAUGCUCCUAGAAUUUUCUUUGAAGCUUCCAGACCACCAUGGUUCACCCCUCGAUCCCAGCAGGAUUGCUCGGAAUAUCUCAGAUUCCUGCUAGACAGGUUGCAUGAAGAAGAGAGAACUUUGAAAGCAUUGUCUUCCACCAAGAGUUCUGAAAGUAUAAUGACUGAUGAGUCCCAGGCACAAGAAGCUGUCCAUAAAACACAAGUAUUUACUGAAGCACCUUGUGUGGGAAGUGAAGAAAGAACUCUGAUAGAGAAGAUGUUUGGAGGAAAAUUGAAGACUAACAUAUGCUGUUUGAACUGCAAAAGCAUGUCUCAAAAGGAAGAAGCUUUCACAGAUCUCUCUUUGGCUUUCUGUCCUCCCACUUCGGUAGAGAAUGUUGACCCAAAAUGCAUGGAACAUUCUGAAGUGAAAGAUGACUACAUGGUGCAAAGUAACACUGUAGCAACCAGUCCUGCUGCAGAAACACCUCUCACUAAUCUGCAAGUAAAUCGUGGAUGUGACACAAUAAUGAAUGAAGGAGCUAUAGAAGAUUUUUCUAGUGAGUCAAGCUCUGAGAAUACCACAAUUUCUGAACUCAAAGUUGAAAAUAAUGGGGAUAUGUCUCAGAGUCUGGUAGGUAAAAAUACCCUGUCAGUUACAGACUUACUCAAUUAUUUUCUGGCACCUGAGAUCCUUAGUGGAGACAAUAAGUAUUAUUGUGAAAAGUGUGCCUCUCUACAGAAUGCUGAAAAAACUAUGCAAAUCAUUGAGGAACCUGAAUACCUCAUUCUCACUCUUUUGAGAUUUUCAUAUGAUCCAAAGUGUCACAUAAGACGCAAAAUCUUGGACAAUGUUUCUCUACCACUUGUAUUGGAACUGCCAGUGAAAAGAGCAACAUCCCCUUUAGCUGUUGUUUCAGGAGACUGGGCCGUUGAUCUGGAGAUUUCUGAUACUGGAGAAAACCUUGCUAAAAAACUGAAGCCCUCGGGUGUUGAUGAAGUGACCUGCCCACAAUUGGUGCCCUAUGUGUUAAGCUCUGUGGUGGUGCAUUCUGGUGUAUCCUCUGAAAGUGGACAUUAUUAUUCAUAUGCUCGGAAUGUUACUGGGUCAGGGCCUUCAGGGCUCUGCCACCAGUCUACAGCUCUUUCUUUAGUUUCUCCUCAGGAUAAGUUGUUUACAGAGGAGAGUCCUUGUACUGUUGUAGAAAAUGAGCUGGACACUGAGAUGCCAAGAGAAUGGUUUCUGUUCAAUGACAGCAGAGUGACAUUUACCUCAUUUCAGUCAGUCCAGAAAAUCACCAGUAGAUUUCCAAAGGACACUGCUUAUGUUCUUUUUUACAAAAAGCAGAACAGCACCUGUGGCUUCAACACCAAUCCAGCGAAUGGCCUCUGGGUAAAUGGAGACCCUCCUCUACAAAAAGACCUCAUGGAUGCAAUUACAAAAGAUAACAAACUGUACUUGCAGGAGCAAGAGCUUAGUGCUCGAACACAAGCACUUCAAGCUGCCUCAGCCUCUUGCUCUUUCCGACCCAAUGGAUUUGAUGACAAUGAUCCCCCGGGAAGUUGUGGGCCCACAGGUGGAGGUGGAGGGGGUGGGUUCAGUACUGUCGGUAGAUUGGUCUUUUGACUAUGAAGACAACCUGGAAUACACUGGUUCCAAAGCAGUCUAGUACUGCUGAGGACAAAUAAAAUACUGAACUCUGUCAGCUAUUGUACCAGGCUUUGAGACUUGAUCCUUAUCCAAAAGCAAAUAUUGGUGGUUUUUUGGUUAUGUUUUAUUUGAAAUAAAUAAGCGCAUAAUGGAAAAAAACCUACCUCUUAAAAGUUCAGUUGCUUUCAUAGUAAGAUGUGCUUGCCCAAAAACCAGAAAAUUAAGAUUUUUUUUAAGUAAGUGCUAAUGGCAUUGCAUUAAACUGAACAAAAUGCACUUAUAUCAGUUUCUCUUGUCCUCAUCCACUGAAUGAAUAAAGUUCAUUUUUUACUCUUAGAAUAUUGCUUUAUGUGGAAACCCAUUUUCAGAUGGGCUAAACUGCACUGUACUCUCACCCACUGCUUAUUUUCAAAUACCAUACCUUUGUGGAUUUUCAGAGAUGAUGCAAUUUGUAAUGAAGGCAAUAACUUAAAUGUGACAUGAUACAGUACUUUCCAGGUUAAAAAUUAUUCAGUCCAUUUCCAGUGUAAAUGAAAAGAAAAAAUUUAUAAAUAUUUGCUAACUUGUUAUCCAAAAAAGUGCAUGAUGUGUAGGAGCAAUGUUUUUAAAUAGAAAUUGUUAACUUUGUAGCAUUUUGAGGAUUUUAAAAUUAUUUCAGGGAAUAUAUCUACUGAGUAUUGGAAAGGAAGAGAUUCUGUAUGUGCCUUGCAGUACUGUAACUUAAACUCCCUGAGGCUGCAAAAGAUGUGAAAAAUGUCUUAGUAGACAAUUAUUUUUUGUCAGCAUUAGAAAUCAAGACAUUUAUAGAAAGCUUUUGGAUUUCCAGAAGUAAAAAUCUGUUAGUUUGAAAUGCAGUUAAGUGUUGCCGUUUAUUUUUCGAUUAAAAAAUAUACAUACCUAAUGAUCUAUAACUUCGAUGGCCUGUACUGCUGAGAAAAAACUGGUCAUAAAAACGGAGCUAUGUUUGUCAAGUCACAGAAAAGCUGCCUGUACUGAUCCUUGCUGAGGAUCUUUACUUUUAUGAGUCUUUUGAAGUUUUGCCUUUGGGUUUCACUGGUAGUGAGAACUUCCUGAUGAGUUCAGGAUUUUUUUAUUAUUAUUUAUUUAUUUUUUUUUAAUUUUUUUUAUUUAUUUUUUUUUUCCAAAGAAGCCCAAAAUUAUUCAGCCUAAGGAGUGGUGUUUGAUUGCUCAUUAGGCCAGCAGAAGUUGAGGAUCCACUCCUUUGAGUCUUGGCAGAAGUAGCAGCUUUAGUCUUGGUGUGCAAUGAGGGUAACAGAAGUAAAGGACUUAGACUGUUGAACCCAGUGAUUAAUUAUUGAGUAAAUUUAGAGUGAAGUGUAAAUUUAUUUAAAGUAUUUUUACAAAAUUCUGCACUGUUUUUGCUGUGUUUUUAUAUUCUAUUAGGUGACAAAGUGUGUCCUUAAAAAGCAUGCAGACCUCACAAGUUUUAGCAUAACUGUAUAAAAAUAAUCAGAUUUCUUUGAAAAUGCUUUAAAAAACCAUAAGAUAAGUUGAGAAAAUUAAGUCUUGCUCAUAUGAUUCUGAAUAUAUGGAGUUUAGUCUGAAAGGUAACUUAGCUUGCAAGGUAUUUUUAUAUUAUCACUAAAAUGAUGAUAUUUACUGUAGGUUCAGAUGUUAAGAAAGCUAAAGCAACUCACUUUUUUUUUUUUAAAUUUUUUUUUAUUUAAAUAUUUUCCAAGUUUUCUUGUGACGGUUUGUGAUACCUUGGCUCUGGCCUACUCUUUUCAUUGCUAUCUCAGCUGUAGGUCUCUGAACCAGGAGUUCAGCCACAGAAACAUGGAAUGUUUUUUGACCAGUAUGAGGAACGUUCUCAAUUGGUUGUACUUGGAUAAGGUGGUUUUUGUUUUUUUUUUUGAAAGUUCACUUUGCUUUGAAGUUUGGUAACUUUCAGUCUAAGAGGGUUUUUUAUUUCCAUUUAGGCUUCUCUGACAGUUUGCUCUGGUUUGAAAAUGUUUUAUAAGACAGAUUAAUUUGGCUUUUCUCUCCCAGACUGAGGACGCACUAAAAAGCUGUCCACUCUUUGCAUUACCAUGUGAAUAUUUUGUCUCUCUGUACCAAUUUACUGUUUGUUUUAAACUACUAGUAAGUAGAAACAGGGGCAAGUGGUUUUUCUCUAUGUGAAAUCAUAAUUUUGUAAAGGUCAGUUUGGUUUUUAUGUUCUCACAGUAAAAAUACAAAUUAUGCAGCCUACCUAGAAAUAAUAUACAGUAUGUCUUUCAUAUACCUGUUGAACUAUAUUUAUUUCAUGAGCUCUUAGAAGGCUUUCUACACCCUUGUUUGCCUGUUCUAAAUUAGGUGUUAAAUAUGGAAAAUUUACAUGAGAAUAAUGCCAAUCAGGUUGGAUCUGCUUAGGUGCAAAAUGAUGGAUUCUGAAACUGAAAAUAAUUAUUUCUUUCACCUUGUUGACUUCUGUCAAUGCAUUUGCUUGGGGUUUUACAAGUAGAUUUUAAAAUUCAGGAUACUUUUUUGCAAGUGCUGGCUUGACAGCUGUCCUAGUCUGGUGAGCCAUAGAUACCCAACUUGGAAGGUUUCAGUAAACCUAGUGGAAGUGGAGAAUUUUUUCAUGCUUUGAAAUGUGUACCUUUUCUAUUGUUACAGUAAUAGUCUUGCAUGUGGUUGUCUUCUGGACAUGAGAGAAAAAUGUACAUAUGGUACUUUGAUUUCUAUUGCUUGUGAAGGAAUGCUGGAUGGCUUAUUAAUUUACCUUUUUGGCUCAAUUCUAAUGAAUUGAAUAUUUUCUAAGUUGAAUCAGUAGAAAGAUACAAAAUGCAUAAGACCAUUUCAGAAGCUUAGGGUUUUUUUGUUGUUUCCUUUCAUGAAAGAGACACAGUUGUACCAAACUCAAGGUAUGUCUUUUAAAAUUGUAUUUACUUCUACCAAGACAGACUGUAAUUUGGUCCUUGUUUUAGUGGUCACUGGAGUUUCUUCUGUUUCUUGUGUUGUACUGUUAAUUUUGUACAGUUUUUUCAUGUAGAGCAUUACAGUGGAUUACUGUGAAUGUCUCCCCUGUAACAAAUUACUACAAUGUCUGAGCCCAUUUAUCCAGGAUGAGGAGAGAAGAGGCUUCUUUGGACAACUAAACAAAUAACACUUUCUGGCUAGCCUUUUUUCUUUUUUUUUUUUUUUUUCUGUGUUUCCUUCUCUGGAAAGUUAAAUGUUUCAUCUUCUCUAUGCUCUGGAAGUUUAAUUUCAUGGGUAAGCCUAUUUCAAUCUGUAGCAGUAAGUUUGUUCAUUGAGUCAGAAUACUUUUUUGUACAAGUGGCAGGCACAGGGCAGCUCUGGGAGCUGAGAGUAUUGAAGCGAAAUCAAGUGGGUAUAAACUUUCUGUAAAUAAAAUUUAGAUUAGAAACAAAGUUCCUAAUUCUGGAACAGCCUUCUGGGCAGAGUCUUGCUUUGAAGGAAGAGCCAACUCUGUCUAUAAAAGAAAUUAAAUGCAAAGUGGUGUCUGAAUAGUAGGCAACUAGACCUGAUAAACCAGAGGUCCUUUCUAGUCCCUUCCUAGAAUUUUGCUCUUUUGUUGGGUUUCCUGUCUUGCCACAUUGCCAGUUUUGUUUUUAAAGGUCAAAGAUUCAAGGGUAAAUAAGGGGAAUAUUAAACUGUGACAUAACAACAAAAGUUAACUGCUCAAUUUUGGGUGGUGCUGGUCUCUGAUAUAGGGGAAUGAAGCAUAAAAAUUACCAAAUCAUGGCAAGUGGGAGCUUUGAGGAGUUGUACUUUAAAGAAAUGUGCUCACUUUCUAACACAAGUUUGAUUUCCUUGGGUAACAACCUACAAUGAGAUGUAAUGAGUUGUAGCACUUGGUAUCCUCAGUAGGCUGUAAUCAAAUGGAAAUUACUGGACGUUUUCAAAGGGUGAGCAAAUGAUCUAUGAUGCAAACAAGACCAGAAUAGACAAUCCUCAAGGCUUUCAUGUUCCCUGCAGCCAGUCAUCAUAGGUCUACCUAAAUCUGAAUUCUGAGCUAUGAAUAAUACCUUGUUAAAUCAUAGAGAUGUGGGGUCGAAUGUGAGAGAGAAUGGAGAAUUGUGUGGUGCUGUUUGUGUCCAACACGAGCUCCGGCUGUGGGGUGUAGUGUGGCACUGCCUUACCACACAGUUGUGUGUUUUGUAUUAUAACGUGCACACACGUCCCCCAAUUCACUGGGAAUCUGCUUUUGCUUGAAUUAAAGCAUCCAGAUCAAAGCCACAACAGCCCAAACUACCCAGCCUGAAGCACAAAUGAACAUAUUUUAAGACAAUAUGUGCCUUCCUUAUUUAAAAUGGAAAAUGCUCUUCUAAAUCUGUAGGAUUCUAGAUAGGAAUGUGGAUUCAAGAUACACAUUUCUUGUUCCCUCUUCUUUUUUUUUCCAGUGCAGAUAAUAUUUUUAGGAAUCAGGUGUAAAAGUGCUUUAAUAGACACAUCAAAAGAAACAACACUGGGUGGUUCCUCAUGAAGUUACUGUGAAAAAGAGGAACAGCAGGUGGUGAAGGAGAAGAGCCAGUACUGAACUGAAAUGAGACAAAUGCAGAAAGGACAGGAUGGCUCCAAUCUGAUUUAAAAGCUGCACAUGUUUUAAUUUCACUGCUGUAAUUUUAUUCCAGCAAGGAUACUUUUUCAAUAAUGCCUUGUGUUAUCUGAGCCUCAUCCUUCAAAAGUUUCCAGUGUAUCAUUAUAUCCAUUUAUAUUUUGAAGAAAAACAUCUUAGUAGGCAUAUUGAAAAUAUACUGCUGAGGAGCGUAUUUCAGGUUGACAUUAAAAAAUGGAUUCAGCAACAGGAUAUGUGAUUGUGCAAGCAGCUGAAAUAUCAUACAGCAUCCUCGAGGCCAGUGGUCUCCAAACUUACUGGUUGCACACCCAUUUCACUAAAAACUCUUGCGUGUGCACACACUAUAUGUUUAUUUAUUAAUUUAUAAAUAAUAUAUGUACUAUACUAAUAUAUUAUGUACAUACACAGGAGUAGAAAUUGAAAAAGUAUUAUAGAAAAGUGAAAUAAAGACUAUUUUUAAAUUAUUUAAAUUUUUGUUUGUUAAUUCUGCAAAAUAUACUUUCUUCUUGCACCCAAGUGGAUUGUCUUGGGGUGCAUGCACCUCACUUUGGAGACCACUUCUUUAGGCUAUGGUCUUGGAAAGAGUUUUAACUUGAUGGGAACAGCAUCAAAACCAAACAGUUUAUAAUUACAGUUUCUUUUACUCUGUGAAUGUAGACUGUUGUCCUUUACUUUGUGCUGCAUGACUGGUUUGGAUCUCUGUUUAUUCAGAGUUCUUAUAACAUUUGGUCCAAGGGUUGUGAACUGUUUUGCUGUUUGUUUUCCUACAGUGUGGAUUAAAUGACAAAACAAGAGGUGUCAGCCUUAAGUGGUUUGCAGAAAUGCAAAGCUAUUCCAGUUUAGAGGGGAGGGCAUAUCCCCUGCCAAACACAAGGAUGUGUUAGUACUUGGCUUUAAAAGUUAGUGUCAUUUUUCAACUGACUUGCCCUUUCUCAAGUGUUCACUAAAGAAUUGCAAUAUUCAGUGCUCAGCUUCUCAGAAGAAAGUAAUUAUUUUUCUUGCUGUAUCUUUCCUGGUGUUUGUUUUACUGAACUACAGUUGAAACCAUUUUUGCAGUAUGCCUGUUCUCAAAUCUUGUAAACUGGCAUAGAUUUUUAAUAGCAUUUCAUACCAGUUUUUAAAAAUUGAUGGGGCAAAAUGACUGUACUUGUGUUGGGCUGCAUAAAGAAGUCAAAAUAUAUAUAUUUUUAAUGCCUCAAAAGAUGUCUCAAAGUACCUAAGUUUUCAUGUGUUCAACUGGAGAGACAAGAUAGAUGUUCUAGUAAAAUAUAACAGUGGUUUUUAAAUUGUAUAUUUUACCUGUAAAUCUCAGCUUGAAGGAUCUCACACAAAAACAUGGAAGAUAAGUCAUCUGAGAACUCUUGAUGGUCCAACUGUAUCUGAAGAAGGAAGUAGCUGGAUUUCCUGUGUAUUUACAAUGCAGUGAUAUGAAAAUGUUUCAUUUGAAUUGUCGUCUCAGGUGAGAAAGAUGAAAUGAAAGAAGAUGAGAUGACUUCAACUUGUUGAAAUAAUAAAAGACAUAAUAGUUGGUUAAAAUGCAGCCUUUCUCAAUGAACGUGGAAGUUACGGCACAGGAACAUUCAGGUCUCCUGUAAAUAAAGACGUGAUUCUCAAAA